AAUUAAAUCUCAAAACAAAAAGCUAAAGAUCAAACUCUCAAACUCUUAAAAACAUUCCCUCUAAAUUUGAACACCAUCUUUAUCUUCUCAAGUCAUAGUUCUCUCGGUAAUGUCGUUAAACAGCUUCAAGGAAAUUCUCAAACCCUGUGCAUACCAGUCAAAAUCACCAUCUUCCUCUUCAUACUCACAAACCGCGUCGACUCUAAACCCUAGAAAACCACCCAAAUCUUCCCUCUCUCAGCAACUGUUACGACUCGAAGAUGAUUAUAGUUUCUUAUCCACCUUGCUUCCUACAAAACAAUCGAAGGAAUUUAGUCAAUUUAAGCAACAAGAUCCACCGGUCGAUGAUGUUAUCGAAGGAAAAUUUGAAGACGAGGAGGAAAAAAAUAAAGAUUUAGAAAAACAAAAUGGGUUUCGGAUUGCAAGACCUAAGUUGGAAGCCCCUCAAUUUUUUGAUCCUACUGGACCUUAUGAACCUCUGGUGCUUUCCGAAUCCGGCCAAAAUCCUGUUGUGCAGGUACCUGCUUCCAUAAAUUGCAGGCUGCUAGAACAUCAAAGAAGUGGUGUAAAGUUUUUGUACAACUUAUACAAGAAGAACCAUGGAGGCAUUCUUGGGGAUGACAUGGGAUUAGGGAAAACUAUCCAAGCAAUUGCAUUUCUUUCUGCCAUAUACAAAAAAGAUGAAGAUGAUGACAACACAACAAAUCCAAACAAGAACAAACAAGAAACAAAAGGUCCUGUCCUAAUAAUCUGUCCAUCUUCUGUAAUCCAAAACUGGGAAAUCGAAUUCUCCAAAUGGUCAACAUUCAAAGUUGCUAUAUACCAUGGUGCCAAUCGUGACAUAAUCUUCAACAAAAUCGAAUCUCAUGGGAUUGAAGUACUUAUAACAAGUUUCGAUACAUACAGAAUCCAUGGAAACAUUUUAUCCGAAUUAAAUUGGGAAGUUGUGAUAGUCGAUGAAGCUCAUCGGCUCAAAAACGAAAAAUCAAAACUUUAUGAAGCCUGUUUAUCCAUCAAAACCCUAAAAAGAUACGGUUUAACAGGAACCAUAAUGCAAAACAAAAUCAUGGAAUUAUUUAAUCUAUUCGAUUGGGUGGUUCCAGGGGGUUUGGGGACCCGUGAACAUUUCAGGGAUUACUAUGAUGAGCCUUUGAAACAUGGGCAAAGAUCAAGUGCUCCUGCAAGAUUUGUUAAAAUUGCUGAAGAGAGGAAACAACAUUUGGUGUCAGUUUUGGGGAAAUUUUUGUUGAGAAGAACAAAAGAGGAGACGAUUGGACAUCUUAUGAUGGGUAAAGAAGAUAAUGUUGUGUUUUGUGCUAUGAGUGAGGUGCAAAAAAGGGUUUAUCAAAGGAUGCUGCAAUUACCUGAUGUUCAAUGUCUUAUUAAUAAGGAUCUCCCUUGUAGCUGUGGGAGCCCACUUAAGCAAGUGGAAUGUUGUAAAAGAAUUGUCCCAAAUGGUGUUAUUUGGCCUUAUCUUCAUAAGGAUAAUCCUGAUGGUUGUGAUUCGUGCCCUUUUUGUCUUGUUCUUCCUUGCCUCACCAAGCUCCAACAGAUAAGCAAUCAUUUGGAGCUUAUUAAACCUAAUCCAAGGGAUGACUCAGAUAAAGUGAAGAAAGACAAGGAAUUUGCCUCGGCUGUUUUUGGUACAGAUAUUGAUCUGGUGGGAGGGUAUUAUCAAAACGAGAGUUUUAUGGGUCUAAGUGAUGUUCAACAUUGUGGGAAGAUGAGAGCUUUAGAUAAUUUGAUGACAUCUUGGAUUGUAAAGGGGGAUAAGAUUCUUCUCUUUAGUUACUCUGUCAGGAUGCUGGAUAUACUUGAAAAGUUUCUUAUACGCAAAGGAUACAGUUUUUCAAGGCUUGAUGGGUCUACCCCAACUGGCAUACGCCAAUCUCUAGUUGAUCACUUCAAUUCAAGUCCAAGCAAACAGGUUUUCCUCAUAUCGACCCGUGCGGGUGGGCUUGGGCUGAAUCUUGUGAGUGCGAACCGUGUGGUUAUAUUUGACCCGAAUUGGAACCCGGCCCAUGAUCUGCAGGCCCAGGACCGGUCUUUUCGGUUUGGACAGAAGCGGCAUGUGGUGGUGUUCCGGAUGCUGGCGGCUGGUUCCCUUGAAGAACUUGUUUACACCCGUCAAGUCUACAAACAACAGCUCUCUAAUAUUGCUGUUUCUGGGAAACUUGAAAAACGUUAUUUUGAAGGUGUCCAGGAUUGCAAGGAGUUCCAAGGAGAGCUUUUCGGGAUCAGCAAUUUGUUUCGUGAUUUGUCAGACAAACUGUUCACAAGUGAGAUCAUUCAAUCACAUGAAAAGCAAGGAACAGAUGAUACUGAAAAAAAACAAACUUUGUCUGAUUUCGGGAUGUGUUUUCUUCCUCCACAAUCACGGGAAACAUUUUCUUUAGAAUCCCAAAGCCCUGAUAUGUUGGGUAUUGUUUACGCGCAUCGUAAUGAGGAUAUCAUCAGUCAUGGGCGUGGAUGCAAAGUGACACAAGAAGUGGGUCCAUCCACCGAAAUUCCCAUUUUGCCCCCGGUCCCUAAGAAUAAGAAGAAACCAAUUACAAUUACAGUUACACAUAGUGACAAUGAAAAUGGAAAAGCUUCACGUAAAAUGAAGCAGUAUAGGCUGGUUGCCCGGUUUAUGGGCAUGGAAGUAGUCGAGUUUAGCAAGUGGGUCCUAUCAGCAAGUGUUAGUGAGAGAGAAUGCGUAUUACGAGACUUCAAAAGGCGAAAGGAGAAAAUGCCCCUUACACUUUAGGUGAAUGAAUAUAACAUACAUAUUGUACAAUGUAAAUGUUGUAAUCAUAGAAGCUAUUUAGAUUUUCAAAAAUACCCCUUGUGUAUAUUAGCUUUUUACGCAAUUUGUUGUGC
Messenger RNA from Lactuca virosa, 2862 nucleotides. Lineage: Eukaryota; Viridiplantae; Streptophyta; Magnoliopsida; Asterales; Asteraceae. The record is from the annotation of a GenBank genome assembly.